Messenger RNA from Hemicordylus capensis (graceful crag lizard), 2537 nucleotides. RefSeq names its product protein S (gene PROS1). The record is from RefSeq and is a predicted model, not a curated record. Gene Ontology annotation, cellular component: extracellular region. NCBI's taxonomy places the organism in Eukaryota, Metazoa, Chordata, Lepidosauria, Squamata, Cordylidae. Gene Ontology annotation, molecular function: calcium ion binding. The coding region runs from base 123 to 2177 and encodes 684 amino acids. The transcript is spliced from 15 exons.
GUAAACAGAGAAGCGGCAGCUUAAACGCAGUCUGGGAGCAGAUGCCAGCACCCCCCCUCCCCUUCCUAGCCCCCCGCAGAAACACCCGCCCCACUUAACCACUGCAGCUACUCCCCCUAAGGAUGAGGCUUCCCUUCAUGGCUUGCCUGUUUGUUUCCUGCCUGUUUGUUACAGUGAUCGUGCUCUCUGAGGCUAGGACUUUUUUAUCUCAGCACCAUGCCUCAGACUUUCUGGUCAGAAAACGUCGGGCAAAUUCCUUUAUGGAAGAAAGCAAGAAGGGAAACUUGGAACGAGAAUGCAUUGAAGAAUUGUGCAAUAAGGAAGAAUCCAGGGAGAUAUUUGAAAAUGACCCUGAAACGGAAUAUUUCUACCCCAAAUAUUUAGGCUGCCUAGCCUUAUUUCGAACAGGAAUACCCAGGACACCUCAAAUAACUUCAGACUCUCCAACUGAUUUGAGAUCCUGUGUCAGAGUAAUAUCAAACCAGUGCAUUCCUCUGCCAUGCAAUGAAGAUGGUUAUAGAGAAUGCCAAGAUGGGCUAGCCCAGUUCACCUGCAUCUGUAAACCAGGAUGGCGAGGACAGAGAUGUGAAGAAGAUAUAAAUGAAUGUGAAGACCUAAUAAACAUAAAUGGGGGCUGCAGCCAAACCUGCAUUAAUUUACUUGGAAGCUACCGCUGUUAUUGUGAAGAUGGUUAUUAUAUGCUUCCAAAUAAGCUGGACUGCAAGGACAGGAAUGAAUGCAUGUUACAUCCGAAUAUUUGUGGGAGUGCACAAUGCAAGAAUACUCCUGGGAAGUAUGAGUGUGAAUGUGAAGCAGGCUACGCGUAUAACGCAACUACAAAGAACUGCGAAGAUGUGGAUGAAUGUGCCAAUAACACUUGUCGUCAAAUGUGUGUCAAUUCUCCUGGCAGCUACACCUGCUAUUGUGACGGAAAGAAAGGCUUCAAGCUUUCUAGAGACAUGAGAACUUGUGAGCCUAUAGCCAGUUGUCUCUCUCUGAAUCUUGAAAAGAAUUAUGAAUUACUUUAUUUGGCAGAGCAAUUUCAAUGGAUGCCUGUUUUGUAUUUAAGAUUUAGACUGCCAGAAGUUACAAGAUUUUCGGCAGAAUUUGAUUUCCGAACCUAUGAUAAUGAAGGCAUUAUAUUAUAUGCUGAAUCUCUUGACACUACAUCAUGGUUUUUGCUUGCACUGCGUGAUGGGAAGAUUGAAAUUCAAUUCAAGAAUGAAUUUGUAACCAAAGUAACAAGUGGUGGGAAAGCCAUUAAUGAUGGCUUGUGGCACAUGAUAUCUGUGGAAGAACUAGAGCACAGCAUCAGUGUGAAGAUAGCAAAAGAAGCAGUGAUGAAUAUUAAUAGCCCCCAAAAUCUGUUUAAACCCUCCAAUGGAUUUCUGGAGACAAAGGUGUAUAUUGCAGGGCUAUCUCGCAAAAUGGACAACACUCUUAUUAAACCGAUUAACCCCCGUUUGGAUGGAUGCAUUCGUGCCUGGAACUUGUUGAAUCAGGGAAACUCUGGGGUAAAAGACAUCAUUCAACAGAAAGAAAGCAAACACUGUUUGAUAAGUGUUGGAAGGGGAUCUUACUACCCUGGCACUGGAUAUGCAAAGUUUCAUAUUAACUACAAUAACAGCCUUACCGGUACAGAGGAUUGGUUAAUAAAUGUGACCUUGACAAUCCGUCCAUCUGCAGGCACCGGUGUGAUGUUUGCCUUGGUUUCUGGUGAAACAGUGCCUCUUGCUUUGUCUAUAGUAGACUCUGACUCUUCAAACUCACAGGAAGUAAUUGUCUCUAUCGAAAAUGUCAUUGUUGCCCGCAUGGAGUCAAGCAGUUUAUGUUCCUCCAGGAGAGUACCACUGGGACUCAGAGUAACCAGGCAGCAACUUGAACUUGCAUCUGAUUCACAUUCAGAGAUCACCUACAUAGAGCCACAGCUCUUUGCCCUUCACCAAGCAAUGAAUGGAUCUCUUGAUACCUACUUAGGUGGCAUUCCUGAUGUUCCAAUUGAUGCCACCCCAGUAACCGCUUUUUAUAAUGGCUGCAUGGAGGUGAAGAUCAGUGAUCAGCAAGUGGAUCUGGAUGAAGCUAUCUCCAAAAAGAAUGACAUUAGAUCACAUUCAUGCCCAUUGCUUAUGGAAGAAAUUGCUGCUUUUGAAGUCAGUGAUCUCCCACUUGUUCAUUAAUCUCAUAUAAGGAAAACCAGAUUGGCCAGAACUGAUAGACUCAGAAACUAAAGAAUGAAGAUUCUACUUUCUAAUGCUGUAUUUUGAGAACAAAUACAUUUUUUUCUGAUAUAAAGGGACCAUACCAAGAUUAAUAUCCUUAAAUAAAUUAGUCAGCGUCAGUUGUAACAUUUCAAGAUUUGUAGUUGAAUAGUCUACUUGUCAACAUUUAUACAGUUCAUAUUUUGUAUUUUGCUUACCAUGGAAUAUGAAAACAGAAAACAUCAGUUUUCACUCAAUCUGAUGUUUGAUUUUGAUAUAUUAUUGUGUUUUGGCUGCAAAAAUGGCACUGAAUAAACUGAAUCAAGAUAUUUCAUUUAA